Molecule: messenger RNA, 1172 nt
Organism: Ruditapes philippinarum (Manila clam)
Lineage: Eukaryota; Metazoa; Mollusca; Bivalvia; Venerida; Veneridae
Product: transcription factor E3-like
Exons: 5
Coding region: 100-543 (147 amino acids)
Biological process (GO): regulation of transcription by RNA polymerase II
Cellular component (GO): nucleus
Molecular function (GO): RNA polymerase II cis-regulatory region sequence-specific DNA binding; DNA-binding transcription factor activity, RNA polymerase II-specific; protein dimerization activity
Source: RefSeq, a predicted model, not a curated record
GUAGAGGACGGUAGAGGAUGUCCUACAGAACAUGUCAAGCAUGUCAGAGAACUAGAACGAGACAACCUUCCAUUAGACGAAGGAAUUAGGUUGUAUGAUAUGCAACGAUUACCAGUAUCAUCAUUAACUGAUCCUAUUGAAGUUAGACAAACUAUUUUAAAUCAAAAUGACAAGGAAAAAAGGAGAAAAGAAUCACAUAAUAAAGUAGAAAAGAAGAGAAUAAAUGUCAUCAAUGACAACAUUAGAGAACUAGGAAACUUACUCCCAGAAGAUGCCAAGAGACGAUCAAAGCAACGGAAGGGGCUAAUUUUGAAGGAAUCUGUUGAUUAUAUAAAGAAACUGCAAAAAGAACAUGAUGUUGUUCAAGGACUUCAAAAGAAAAUUGACGAUGUUUAUAACGAGAUUGAAAAACUAUCGACAAGACUUCAGCAGGUAGAAUUGCGGAUGCAGAUUUCAAAUAAUGGAUGCAACUGCCAUGAAGAAAAAAGGAAGGUCUGUGCUGAGACAAAUGAAGAAAAUGAUUUUUCAAAAUAUUUGUUUUGAAAACGUGCUUUCUUUCUACGCAAUUCACCUACAACAAUAUUUCAAGUGGCGACGUAAGAUGUAAAAUCAAAUUAUCAAUUAUUGUAAACAUCAGCGCAUUCUUAAACAUUGAGUUGUCAGAUUUUAUCUGAAAUCAAUUUAAAGCUGUAGUUUAUAAAUUAUAUAUAUUUUUAAAAAAUAACAGGAAUUGCUACAUUCGUUAAUAUAAUUGGUUUCCCAUCGAUAUCAGCUCUUAUCUUGAUGUCCGGAGUGCCAAAAUAAGUGUAUUAGCAAACAUACCGCUUUAUGGCGAAAUCGUAUGUACAAUUUCAUUUGCACAGGAAACUCCGUCUUCCUGCCAUUCAAACGUCAACAGAAAUCAACAAGAACUUUUAGUAGCGGCUCAAGAAGACGUUUCUUAAUUUAACGAUAUUCAUUUGAAGUAAACAUUCUCUACCACAUUUAGUAUUGCGUUAAGCAGUAUUUAAUAAAAAAACUGGAAAAUUGAUUGACGAAAAUGAAAACAAAAAUAAAGAAACUGGAAAAACACAACAGAAACGAACUUUUGAAUUCAUCUUGAGGAAAUUGUAAUCCGUCUCUAGGAUUCUACUGAAAAAAAAUGUCUAUUAAAGUGAUAGGCAUUCAGUGAA